CAAGCUUUCACCUAAACUUCUGUGCCUGUACAUUUCUCUUAUUCAUAUUCCCUCUGUCUAAACAACUAUUCCAUUCCGAUGGCCGAUUCCAAGAUGAAGAACGGGAACGGAGUUGCCAACGGAUCUUCCACGCAAGUUCUGACGUCGCCGAAGCAUGGAAAUGGAAUCUGCCACGACGGCAGCUCGUCGCCUAUCAAGGCCCAAACCAUCGAUGAACUUCAUAGCCUGCAGAAGAAGCGAUCCACGCCCACUACUCCCACCGGCUCCUCUCCCUCGGCCUUCUCUGUUCUUUCAGAAGAAGAUCGCCAGAGGCAGCAGCUCCAAUCAAUCAGUGCAUCGUUAGCAUCGUUGACGAGAGAAACUGGGCCAAAAGUGGUGAAAGGAGACCCGGCUCGAAAAACUCCAACUUCGAAGAUUGCACACGUGGCGCACCACCAAUUCGCACCCACCAUCAACAUCAGCGACAGCUCAUUGAAAUUCACACACGUCCUAUACAAUCUCUCCCCUGCAGAGUUGUACGAGCAGGCCAUAAGGCACGAGAGGGGCUCGUUUUUUACAUCCACAGGAGCAUUGGCCACGCUUUCUGGAGCCAAGACCGGACGGUCUCCAAGAGACAAGCGAAUUGUUAAGGAUGCGAAUACCGAGAAAGAGCUCUGGUGGGGAAAGGGAUCUCCAAACAUUGAAAUGGAUGAGCACACUUUCACGGUCAACAGAGAAAGAGCCGUGGAUUACUUGAACUCUCUCGACAAGGUCUUCGUCAACGACCAAUUCUUGAAUUGGGAUCCCCAGAACAAACUCAAAGUCCGAAUUGUCUCUGCCAGGGCUUACCACUCGUUGUUCAUGCAUAACAUGUGCAUCCGGCCAACGGAGGAAGAGUUGGAGAAUUUUGGGACGCCGGAUUUCACAAUAUACAAUGCCGGACAGUUCCCCUGCAACCGUUUCACUCAUUACAUGACAUCUUCAACCAGCAUAGAUAUGAAUCUGGCUAGGAGGGAAAUGGUGAUCCUUGGAACCCAAUACGCGGGUGAGAUGAAGAAGGGGCUGUUCAGUCUUAUGCACUAUCUCAUGCCCAAACGACAGAUUCUCUCCUUGCAUUCUGGCUGCAACAUGGGAAAAGAUGGCGACGUCGCCCUCUUCUUUGGAUUAUCAGGUACCGGAAAGACUACUUUAUCCACCGAUCACAACCGUUAUUUGAUUGGAGAUGAUGAGCAUUGUUGGGGCGACAAUGGUGUCUCAAAUAUCGAAGGAGGUUGCUAUGCUAAGUGCAUUGACCUUUCUCGAGAGAAAGAGCCUGAUAUUUGGAACGCCAUCAAAUUUGGAACUGUGUUAGAAAAUGUCGUGUUUGAUGAGCACACCAGAGAAGUGGACUAUUCGGACAAUUCAGUUACAGAGAAUACUCGAGCGGCGUACCCAAUCGAGUACAUACCGAACGCUAAGAUACCAUGCGUGGGGCCACACCCAAAGAACGUUAUAUUAUUGGCUUGUGACGCAUUUGGGGUGCUUCCACCAGUGAGCAAGCUCAAUUUGGCUCAAACCAUGUACCAUUUCAUCAGUGGAUAUACUGCAUUGGUGGCUGGAACCGAAGACGGUAUAAAAGAGCCACAAGCGACAUUCUCGGCUUGCUUUGGUGCGGCUUUCAUUAUGUUACAUCCCACAAAGUACGCUGCCAUGCUCGCCCAAAAGAUGCAGAAGCACGGUGCCACCGGCUGGCUAGUCAACACCGGCUGGUCUGGCGGCCGAUAUGGCUCCGGUAGCCGUAUUAAGCUUUCUUACACUAGAAAAAUCAUCGACGCCAUUCAUUCCGGCGAGCUUCUCAAAGCGAAUUACCGUAAAACUAAAGUGUUUGGCCUCGAAAUCCCCACCGCCAUUGAAGGAGUUCCCUCCGAGAUUUUGGACCCAAUAAGCACGUGGUCGAACAAAGAUGCGUACAAUGAAACGCUGCUGAAACUGGCUACUCUUUUCAAGAACAAUUUCGAGACAUUUACCAACUACAAGAUUGGUGAAGACAAUACUCUGGCUGAGCAAAUCCUUGCUGCUGGUCCCAUUUUUUAACCCAACA
Cucurbita pepo subsp. pepo (vegetable marrow) is the source of this 2059-nucleotide messenger RNA. RefSeq names its product phosphoenolpyruvate carboxykinase (ATP). The record is from RefSeq and is a predicted model, not a curated record. Gene Ontology annotation, molecular function: phosphoenolpyruvate carboxykinase (ATP) activity; ATP binding. Lineage: Eukaryota; Viridiplantae; Streptophyta; Magnoliopsida; Cucurbitales; Cucurbitaceae. Gene Ontology annotation, biological process: gluconeogenesis. Gene Ontology annotation, cellular component: cytosol.